This is a messenger RNA of Ambispora leptoticha, 121 nucleotides long. Lineage: Eukaryota; Fungi; Glomeromycota; Glomeromycetes; Archaeosporales; Ambisporaceae. The record is from the annotation of a GenBank genome assembly.
UGCUUACUAAACCGUCAAAAAGAGGAAGAGAAUCGGAAACAUAAUGAAGAAACCAGUCGAAGAGCCAAAGAACUCAAAGUCCAGCAGAGAGCCGAAAAAGAAGCAUUAGCCAAGGAAAGGA